Molecule: messenger RNA, 563 nt
Organism: Pelecanus crispus (Dalmatian pelican)
Lineage: Eukaryota; Metazoa; Chordata; Aves; Pelecaniformes; Pelecanidae
Source: RefSeq, a predicted model, not a curated record
CCCACACACUCGUCUGCUUUUCGUGCUCGGAUGCAUCCUCCAACUGGGCCUGCCUGAAGCCUGUCAAGUGUGGGGAGAAUGAAAACCACUGUGUGACGACUUACGUCGGAGUGGGAAUCGGCGGCAAGUCUGGCCAGUCCAUCUCCAAAGGAUGCUCUCCCAUUUGCCCCAGUGCCGGGAUUAACCUUGGCAUAGCAGCCGCCUCCGUUUACUGCUGCGACUCCUUCCUCUGCAACAUCAGUGGUUCCAGCAGCGUGAAAGCCAGCUACACGGUCCUGGCCUUGGGGGUCCUCAUUAGCUUCAUCUACGUCCUCAGGGCUCGCGAGUGAUGGGGCUGGCCGAGGAAGAGCCGUCUUCCAUGGGCUGUUGCAGGUCUCAUUAGCCAAUAUCUUCUCUGUCGCUGUCUGCAAGGAGAUCCUCUACUUCUCAGCAGGCUUCCAAGGUGGUUGUUUCCCAGACUUUAUGCUCUUCCAGCACUGGAGACCUGGGCGGUUUGGCUAAGCUCUUCUCCUCCUUCUGUGGACAUACCCCACUGCACUCACACCUCCUUGGCAAAGGUGGAU